AUGGAAAGAAUAUAUAGAACUGCCAAUAGUAAGCACACAAAUGAAAGAAUAAAGGAAAUAGUUCCGGAGCUAAGAAAGUAUGCAGCCCAGAGAGUAGGAGGGAGCGAAACAAUUCGGUGCUUAAGAGACUCUCUGAAGGAGGUUGGUCUAAAGGAAAAAAAACGAAACACUCCAUACAGACACCAAAAAGUAGAACGAGUUCGGGAGAAGACAAGUGAAAUAAAUAUGAGAGAGAGUCUUCGUGAACAAGGCAUACACAUAAAGAAGAAGAGGGAAACCAAGCAGGAAAAGAUAAAUGCCAUGAAAAAGAAGAGAAAGUUUGGUUAG
Molecule: messenger RNA, 327 nt
Organism: Nematocida ausubeli
Lineage: Eukaryota; Fungi; Microsporidia
Exons: 1
Coding region: 1-327 (108 amino acids)
Source: RefSeq, a predicted model, not a curated record